ACUUGGCCAUGUCAGCAGUGGCGCACUUUGAAAACAGCCCAGCCCAGUCUCUGGCACAGGUGUCCCACGUUCCUUGGCAGAUAGAAGAAGAGGAAGAGGAUGACCCAGCCCCCCUUGUGUUCCACCAUCAUUAUGCCCCCUACCCAAGCAUUAUUCCGUUCAUGGGAUGGCAAUCUCCAUCUCGGGUUCAGCAACAACCUGCCAUUCGCCAUGUAGGCCCAGAUCCUCAGAUGACAGGGAGGCAAGACAGGGAACCAGUCCCUCCACCGCCACCACCAAGCGCCACUGGAACUGUGAUGGCCGAUGUCCCACCAGCUUCAGGAUUAUUUGCUUUGUGGUGCGGCAAAUGAAAUAUUUCCUUGGCAUCAAGUUCGCAGUUCAAGGCUUCGAGAAUCUGAAUACCGAGGGGCCAUAUAUGGUUGUUGCCAACCAUCAAUCCAUUCUCGAUAUUCUGGGAUUGCUGGAGGUAUUUCCCGACCACUGUGUGAUACUUGCCAAAAAGGAGGUUAUGUACAUGGGCCCGGUGGGCUUCGUCUGUUGGUUAUCCAAAUUCAUUUUUAUCGACCGAAGUAAUAAGCGCUCAGCCAGAGACGCCAUGGAUGACGUCGCACGGACCCUGCUGCAGCAGAACCUGAGGGUCUGGGUUUACCCAGAAGGCACCAGGAACCGGACGGCCACCAUGCUUCCUUUCAAGCGAGGAGUCUUCAGUGUGGCUGUGAAGGCUCAGGUCCCCAUAAUCCCUGUUGUGACCUCCUAUUAUCAACAACCCCCCAACCUCAAAGAUGGUCAGAGGCCUUUUUUUUGUAGAGAUAAGUGGACCAUCCAGAUUUUGCCCAAGAUAGAAACACGAGGCCUUGGGACAGAAGAUGUUCCUGCACUUGCUGACAGCACACGGAAACUGAUGCUGGAUACUUUCAAUGAGAUCAGUGGGCAUAUAGUUUUAGGGAAAGAUACCAGAGAUUGAGUGCCUCCUUAUCAUGGAAGACUGGGGGGACCCACCAACCAGGAAGCUAGACAAGAACUUUGCUUCAGUCCAACAAGAAGAGGACAGAGGAAACGCCUCACUCCACCCAGACACAACUAAGCUAUAUUAUGACAUGAUCCAGGCAUCUCUCCAGCCCACACCUCUUUUAUUUAAAGGAACAACAAUUCUAUAUAGCAGCACUAUUGAAACGUCUGAUAGUUCCGCUAUUCAGUCACCCAUGCUACCUUGGGCUGAGAUUCCUAAAGUUGGAAAGGUUGCUCUGAUUUUUCGCCCACCAAUUCUGCAAUUAUUGUUAGCUCUCAUUAAUAUCUCACCUUUCCUCUAAAGAGCUGAAUGUGAUAUAUAAGAUUCUUCCCUUCUCCAUUUUAUCCCCACAAGAAACCUGUGGUGUAGGUUAGGCUGGGAGAUGGGUGACUAGCCCAAGAUUAGCUAGUGAGCUUCAUGACUAAGUUGGGAUUUGAACCCUGGUCUUCCACAUCCUAGUCCAACAGCCUAACCCUUCUCCUACAUUCAGCUGUUGCCCUGUAAUUUCAAAGAGUCUUUCUCUCUCCAGAUUUUGUUCUCUCUCUCUCUCUCUCUCUCUCUCUCUCUCUCUCUCUCACACACACACACACACACACACGGUUUUACAAUUUAAUAUUCAGGCAAAUAACACAAUAUAACAUUUAUCAUUUAAAAGAAAAAAGAACCCUUCCUCCCCAUGAUUUCCCUCAACUUCCACUUCUGGAUCUUUAAAUAUUUACUACUUCUGCUUAAUUGUUCUCGUUUUUAUGAUCUUGUAUCUGAAUACUAUUAAAAUCUUACCAUUUUUAUACCAAAUUUUCUUUCAUAAUUACAUCUUACACUCAAUUCCAUUCCAUAUUAUUGUUUCUUUACCUUUAAACUUGUUUUCUUACUUUUAAGUGUUUAAUCAAACCCUGCUAGUGAGUCCAUUUCUUUACAGUAUUUCUGUAAAUACAACAGAAAAGGUUCCCAGUCUUUUUUAAAAUCUUCAUUGUCAUUGUAUCUGAUUCUUUCUGUAAGUUUCACCAUUUCUGCAUAUUCCAUAAGUUUGACUUGCCAUUCUUCUUUCGUUGGUAUCUUGUCGUCUUUCCAGUUUGGGGCUAGGAGAAUCCUAAACAACUUCUUCCGCUUUUUUGGUAAUUCCUGUCCUAACAAAAAUGCUUCUGGUUUUUUAACAAGUGUUAUUUGAAACAUCAUCUUCAAAUCAUUAUAUAUCAUUUCCCAAUUUUUUUAUUACAAUUCCACCAUAUGAUAAAACGUACCUUCUUUCUCUUUACACUUCCAGCACUUAUUAGAACUAGUUCUAUACAUUUUUGCAAUUUAACAGUAGUUAAAUACCAUCGAUACAUCAUUUUCAUAUAGUUCUCUUUCAAAGUUGUACAGGCAGUAAAUUUUAAAUUGACUUUCCAUAAUUUUUCCCAGUCUUUCAUUUGAAUAUUGUGUCCCAGAUCUUGUGCCUAUUUAAUCAUAACACAUUUGACCUCUUCAUCUUUGGUUUUCCAUUCUAACAAUAAAUUAUACAUUUUCUUCAACAUCAGAUUUUGUUAUUUCAAAGCCCCUAACAAAUGGACUCUGUAGUUAUGGGCUUGACCUGAAUGCAUCAGGUGAACACAACCUGUUUUGAGAUUUGCCACAUCCAAUAAAGAUCUAUGAUAAUUAUGGGUCACAGGUUCCCCACCCCUGCAUUAAAGCCCCUACAUAGCUUGAUCCAUUAAGGAACCUACUCCCAACAUCUUGCUCCACACCUUUUUAAUCAGGGGAACAUUAAUCAAAGCUAUGAACAAAGGAGAGAGGGAUGUUUGUCUUUGAUGCAAUACAAGGAACACCCUAUGACUCUGAAAGGAAAUAUAUCUGUGCCCACUGCGUAAUUCAGUAUUCAACCAAAGUUUUGUAGCUUUGGCCUGGAGGGCUUUUGUUGUCAUUAAAGGAUUUCAUACCUGUUAAGUAGUUUACUGUAGUGCUGCUGACAAGAAAAAUAAAAGCAGCCAGAGAAUAGUGUGAGGAGUAUCAGAGGUACCCACUAAAGGGUUAAGCUGUGUGCUAGAUGUCGCCUGACCACUGGGAGGAGGGAGCAAAGGGGAGGCCAUGUUACAUCCGGGUUACAUCUCUUUGUUCUCUGUGUACAUACUUUAGUUUGUUUUUUUUGGCAGGAAUUUGGAGCUGUAAAUCAAUAAAACAAUUAGUUUAUAAGAAGGACGCUGUUCUUUGUGAUUUAUUAUUGUGCGGCCCCUGCAAGCUCACACACAGACUUCUCGCUGCGACAGAAGAAGAUUUGCUCUGCUAUUCUUUGCCGAGAGCCGCAGAUAAGGAAGCGGCUGGACUAUUCUGAUGUUUUGGCAAAUUACUAAUUACUCAUUAGAAAACUUCACAAAUAGUUCAUUGGAGUUAGUAUAAUAACCAAACAUGCAGGGCUGCCACCUUGAAGGGAGGUAACUCAUGAAGAGGCCUCUCCACAGACAUGCCUAGUGAGCUGCAAGAGGGCCAGGAUAGCAAGAAAAUAAGCCCAGGCUACGUUGCCCCAAUGCACAUACAGCUCAUGCCACCAAACCAAGCGCCAGGAAUUCUGAAAUUCCAUGUGACAUCUCAACAAACCUGGUCAGCUGCUGCUUGGAGACUCCUGGGGCGCAGUUAGAGAUUCUGACAUGUUCAAGGGUAGCAAGAGGCCUGCUCGCUUAGCAACCACGAAGCGACAGGACAAAAUCGUUUACUUCUUCUGCUGCCGGUAUUUUGGCUUCUGCUCCUUGCGUUUCUGGGAUUUCUUGAGGCGGCUGUCCACCACUUUGAAGUGGCCCUUGACUCCGGCCAGACCUUCCGCCCAGCGCCCUUUUGGGCCACAAGGUAGGUCACCUGCAGUUUCUCCUUGCCUAUCCCUGCCUUCUUGUAAAUGCUGUUAUUGGAGAAGGGGGGAACACACAGGGAAAGUGGAGAUACAAGCAAAAGGCUUCUCUUCAGAAUCUCUCAUCAAACCCAAUCCUGCCACCUCUUGAGGAGAAACACAGGCCCUUGACCUGCCUGAUCAACCACUUUGCUGUCACCCCUAACCUUCAUUUCCAAAGGAACCCUGGCCUACUGCUCUCAUGUUUAUUGAGUUGCUAUUUUACUUAUUCAAUUCAGAUCCAGCCUUUCCUGCGAAAUAGGGAGGUUAUCCCUCCUCCCUGUCUUCUCACAAGAAGCUAGUGAGGUAAGUUUGGCUGAGAGACAGGGUCACCCAGUAAGCUUCAAGGCUAGAAUAUGGUGGCGAGGUUGCUUGUGGGGGCAAAGUACUGCCAUCACAUAAUACACCUCGCUUGUGCGAUUUGCACUGGCUGCCAAUCCUCCACUGGGUCAAGAUGAAGGCAGAGGCGGAGCAAGGGGGUGCAGUGGGGGCGGGCCGCCCCGGGUGUCAUCCCGAGGGGGUGACAUUCGGUGUGCUGCCCGCCCGGUGCCUGCAACUCCCAAGCGUACCCCGAGCAAAGCGGCACCAGCAAAGCAGCGCAGCUCGUCCUCUCCCCUGCCUGCCUGCCUGCCUCCUCCAGCUGGGAGCGCGGGGAAGAGGGGGAAUUGUUCCUUCUGGAAAGCUGAAAUGCUCACACUGACAAAACUACUACCAUAGCAAAGGUAAGGUAAAAGGUAAUGGACUCCUGGACUAUUAAGCCCAGUCAAAGGUGACCAUGGGGUGCAGUGUUCAUCUUGCUUCAGGUCAAGGGAGCCACCCUUUGCCUUUCCACUGCAGCGGUAACUAUUUAUCUACUUGCACUGGCGUGCUUUUGAACUGCUAGGUUGGCAGAAGCUGGGACAGAGCAAUGGGAGCUCACCCCAUCACAUGGAUUUGAACCGCCAAGCUUCCAAUCAGCAAGCCCAAGAAGCUCAGUGGUUUAGACCACAGUGCUACCCGCAUCCUUACUACCAUAGCACUAUGUUGACAGGGGCUCUAUGCCUUAAUACAGGGGUGGCCCUCCAGAUGUUGGAUUCCCAACUCCAAUAAACCCCAUGGCCAAUACGGUAGUUAAGGAUGCUGGUAGUUGUAGUUCAGCAACAUCAGGAGGGCUAUCCCCUAUCAUGCAGAUAUUAAAAGGCACAGAGAAAAAGCUGACCAUCCUUGAAGCCCAAUUUAAAUGUGUAUGUGUAUAUGUUUGAUUAUGACUUACCUCCAAAGGUUUAGAAGCAUAGCAGGUAUCAGAUUUAAAUGAAAUGCAUGCAAUUGGAGCACAUCAGCGCCGCAUGCAUCCCAGCACUCAGAAAGCUGCUGUGACCAGAUUGCAAAGCUCUUCAUGGGUAAAAAUCAUUCACAUCUGUUCCAUUUUGGACACCACAUUAGCAGUAGUUUUAGAUGCACUUUCCAGUUUGUAUGUGGGCAGGAUCCUUAAAGUAUUUAGGGCAAUCACCUGCACACUUAAUGGGGGGGGGUUGACAAAAAAAACCCAUCGGGCACCACCUGACCUUGCUACGCCUCUGGAUGAAGGUUUUGGUACUAACACAUAAAACCCUGUACAUCUUAGGACGAGGGACCUUGAGAGAAUACUGCAUCCAUUAUUUACCCAGUGGGCCACUGCGUUCUGCCAGAGAGCUUCUCCUUCCAGCUCCAAGGUUAUCAGAAGCCUGCUCCACAAUAACUUUUGGUGUGGGUGUUCUGUGGAGCAGCAUCGCAGCUGAGAUAUGACAGGUCCCCAUG
Zootoca vivipara (common lizard) is the source of this 5639-nucleotide messenger RNA. NCBI's taxonomy places the organism in Eukaryota, Metazoa, Chordata, Lepidosauria, Squamata, Lacertidae. The record is from RefSeq and is a predicted model, not a curated record.